This is a messenger RNA of Raphanus sativus (radish), 2407 nucleotides long. Its product is annotated as DNA gyrase subunit B, chloroplastic. The coding region runs from base 236 to 2293 and encodes 685 amino acids. Gene Ontology annotation, biological process: DNA topological change. The record is from RefSeq and is a predicted model, not a curated record. The transcript is spliced from 22 exons. Lineage: Eukaryota; Viridiplantae; Streptophyta; Magnoliopsida; Brassicales; Brassicaceae. Gene Ontology annotation, molecular function: ATP binding; DNA binding; DNA topoisomerase type II (double strand cut, ATP-hydrolyzing) activity. Gene Ontology annotation, cellular component: chromosome.
CUCUUCUUCAGAGACCACCUUCUUAUCUUCACAUCUAUUUUCGCCUCAUGGCUUCUCGUCCUCGUCUCUUCUCUCACUCUCUAUGCCCCUCACUUCACCGUCACUCCUCGUCUCUCUCCUCUUCAGCCCCCAGUUUCCAAGCAAUCGAAAUUGAGUGAAGUCAAUUGCUUCCAUCGCUUUAGUUUUAUGAGUGUUAAGUUUAGCUCCUGUCUGCCGGAGGAAAGUCUGGUUCUUUAUGAUAAAGUUCCAGUUAGCCAAGGUUUUGAGUCAUAGACUUGUACUAAGAAAUGCAGUCUCGCCAAGGUCCUUUAUGUCAUCCACCAUGGACACUGAUGCUCUCCAUGAGAGCUCCACCUCUAAGGAUUACAGCUCCGAGCACAUUCAAGUGUUGGAAGGCUUAGACCCUGUCAGGAAAAGACCUGGGAUGUAUAUUGGUAGCACUGGAUCUCGUGGUUUGCAUCAUCUGGUUUAUGAGAUACUUGACAACGCAAUUGACGAGGCACAAGCUGGUUUUGCUUCAAAGAUUGAUGUUGUUUUACAUGCAGAUGGUUCAGUCAGCAUUGCAGAUAAUGGACGUGGGAUACCUACGGACUUGCAUCCCGCAACGAGAAAAUCUGCUUUGGAGACUGUCCUCACGGUCUUACACGCAGGGGGUAAGUUUGGUGGCAAGAGUAGCGGUUACAGCGUGUCUGGUGGAUUGCAUGGUGUAGGUUUAUCGGUAGUUAAUGCUUUGUCAGAGGAAUUGGAGGUUAUUGUUCGCAGAGAUGGGAUGGAGUUCCAGCAUAAGUAUUCUCGUGGAAAGCCCAUAACAACACUUACAUGUCAUGUCCUCCCACCAGAGUCAAGGGGCACUCAAGGGACAUGCAUCAGGUUUUGGCCUGACAAAGAAGUAUUCACAACUGCAAUUCAGUUUGAUCACAACACUAUUGCUGGAAGAAUUAGGGAGCUUGCUUUUCUAAAUCCAAAGGUUACAAUCUCUCUGAAAAAGGAGGAUGAUGAUCCAGAAAGGGAUCUGUAUAGUGAAUAUUUUUAUGCUGGAGGACUAAUUGAAUAUGUUAGCUGGCUAAAUACUGAUAAGAAACCGCUCCAUGAUGUGCUGGGUUUCAGGAAAGAGAUAAAUGGCACCACCGUUGACGUUGCACUUCAGUGGUGCUCAGAUGCCUAUUCAGACACGAUGCUGGGAUACGCGAAUAGUAUUCGCACUAUUGAUGGUGGCACACAUAUAGAAGGUGUGAAGGCUUCGUUAACAAGAACUCUGAAUAGCCUCGCAAAAAAGUUAAAGGUUAUCAAGGAGAAGGAUAUUAGCUUAAGUGGGGAACAUGUUAGGGAGGGAUUGACCUGCAUUGUCUCAGUCAAAGUUCCUGAUCCUGAGUUUGAAGGUCAAACAAAGACGAGACUAGGGAAUCCAGAGGUGAGAAAAAUUGUUGACCAAUCACUCCAGGAGUAUCUUACGGAGUACUUGGAAUUGCAUCCAGAUGUUCUUGAAAGCAUCAUUUCCAAAUCUUUGAAUGCUUACAAGGCUGCUCUUGCUGCCAAGAGGGCUAGGGAGUUGGUCAGAUCAAAAAGCAUUUUGAAGUCAUCCUCACUUCCUGGGAAACUGGCUGAUUGCUCAUCUACUGAUCCUGCAGAAUCUGAGAUUUUUAUAGUGGAAGGAGAUUCAGCUGGUGGCAGCGCAAAACAGGGUCGUGACAGGCGUUUCCAGGCGAUUCUUCCUUUAAGAGGUAAAAUUUUGAAUAUAGAGAGAAAGGAUGAAGCAGCCAUGUACAAGAACGAAGAAAUUCAAAAUCUAAUUCUUGGUCUUGGCCUUGGUGUGAAGGGAGAAGACUUUAACAUGGAGAAUUUGCGUUACCAUAAGAUUAUCAUAUUAACAGACGCAGAUGUUGAUGGUGCACAUAUCCGGACACUUCUGUUGACAUUUUUCUUCAGAUAUCAGAGAGCCUUGUUUGACGCGGGUUGCAUAUACGUUGGUGUUCCACCUCUUUUCAAGGUUGAGAGGGGGAAACAGGCGCAUUACUGCUAUGACGAGGCGGCUCUUAAACAAGUUAUCGCUUCUUUCCCUGGAAAUGCAUCCUACAACAUUCAGAGGUUCAAAGGUUUGGGUGAGAUGAUGCCUGAGCAGUUAUGGGAAACAACAAUGAAUCCAGAUACAAGGAUACUGAAGCAACUAGUUGUUGAUGACGCAGCAGAAACAAAUGUGGUCUUCUCAUCUCUCAUGGGUGCUAGGGUUGAUGUCAGGAAGGAACUCAUCAAAAGCGCUGCGACUAGAAUCAAUCUGGAGCAUCUUGACAUAUAAAAACAACACAUGCUAUUGCCCUCAGCUAAGAGAUAGCUUUUUAUUUAGGAGACAUCAUAAUGUUUUGAAACUGAACCAUAUAUUUUGAUUCCAAAACAUCGUUUAUUAAAUUGA